AAAUAGCCCAUACCUACCAGCCUGCUCUCCCACUUGCUUUUUCGAUCGCGACCCCAUUUGUAGCGUUUCAGCACUGCGGCGCGCUGGACAGCUCCUCCAAUUUUGUAUUUAGAGAAAAUUCAGAUUUAAGGAACAGAAUUAAGUUUCACCAGACUUACUUGGAUUCAUUUAGGAGGAAUAAAAAAAAUAAAUAAAAUAAAAUAAAAAACAGAUUUACACGAGAUGGAUAUUGAUCGACCGGCAAAUGUGUCUUUUUUUGAUUUUGUUGGAGGAGUUCAACUUCUCCAGGGAGAGGACACCAGGACGGUCAUGCCGGUCCUCCUGAUUGGGAUCUGCAUUUCCGGCGCCCUGUGCAACUUGUUGGUUCUACUGAUCUUCAUCCGUGACUUCAGGGACGGAAGGGGCUCCGAGGUGAAGGCUCUUCUCGCCUCUCUGGCUUCCACUGACCUGGUGAUCCUUUUGCUGUGCGCACCCGUGCGCGCUGUCACCUACUACAGGCAGACCUGGACCCUGGGGAAUUUUGCGUGCCGCACUACGGACUGGUUCCAGCACUCCUGCAUAGUCGCGAAAACCUUAAUCCUGGCGGCAACCACCAAAGCUAAACAUAAUUUAAUUCCACGCACCGCCGCUUCGGGGCCCCUCUACAACCCGACAUGGAUCCACGGAGCCCUGGCGUUCAUUUGGAUAGUGUCCAUGAUGUUUCCUAUCCCGCAGCUGCUCUUUGCGUCGUUGUUGCCGCGUGGCAGCGACUUUGUCUGCGUGUCCGAGAUGCCAGCGUGCGCGUCGGACUUUAUGAGUUUAUUCUACAAGAUAUACCCAACCGUCACAUUUGUGGCUCCUGUCAUCUUCACUAUCGCUUAUUAUACCAAGACUCUUUACACAGCGGUGAACCACGCACCAAGUCCGCGACACCAGAGCAAGGUGGUUCUGGUUCUGCUGUGCCUAAGUGGUGCCCUGGGUCUGAUGCUGCUGCCCGAGUGGGGCACGUUCACCUGGAUAAGACUGGGCUACAACAAACCCCCGGUGGGGCUGCUGAUGUUCGCCCAGUUCCUCCUUUACGCAUGCAGCUCCCUGUCCCCGGUCAUCCUUAUGAUCAUGUACGACGACGUGCGCCAAGGCCUGGUAGCGAUCUGGUUCAUGGCGACCUGCAGGGGCAGAAAGCGCGCGCCAGCUAUGAAGUCUCCGCAGACUGAGGGAAACGGGGCGGAGGUCGGGGCGAACGCUGUGGGUAACGACGUUUCACAGAUGAAGGAGGCGAAGUUCCCCGACGUGGAGCACUUCUGGACAGGGCGCAGGAACACGCACGUAGAGGACGAGCAAGAUCCAGUUCCGUGGGAGAAAGAGGAAAAGAUGUUGUAAUAAACUUUUUUAGCAAAAGUUUUUUGUUUUGCUUAGUUUUACUGGCUUUGCGGUGUUUCCAUCCACCACUCAGACCGUCUUCAGUCGCCAGUUUGGUAUUUUGCGCAUGAAUAAAUGUCACUUAAGCUCAUACACUGACAUGUUUUUAUAUUGAACAGAGCCGGCCCAAGGCAUUGGUGAACUAGGCAGCUUCUUAGGGCCUCCACACCAGCAGGGGACAGCACAUAACACUAGAAUUGUUAAGUAAACAAGAGCUAAUUUUUUUAGUGUAUGAAUUGAUAAACUUUGCUUAGAUUGUUAUUUUAAAUACUAAAUUUUCAGUAUCUAAAAUCCUAAACCAUAACCAGUGCAGUCUACGAAGACAUCAUUUAGCAGUAAAAUAGGUUCUGUCAAUUUGUUUUUAUAUUAUUUAACUUUAGACUUUUUUUACUGCUUUUUUUUUUCUGCUCCUUUUAUUAUUAUUUUCAUUACUGAGUCAAAUUAAUUUAACGUGGUAACUGAAAAUACAAUUUAAAUAUUUAACGGAAAAAUUUACAUGUUUUUAUUACUUAUUCUAAUGCAUAAAUAUACAAAGAAAAUUCCAUAGUGAAAGGGUUAAAAAAGUGAAAACAAAAUACAUAAAGCCUUAUUUUUGUCAGUAUAUACAUUAGGCAAUGUUCCUCUAUACGAGAUAUAUUUCUAAGUUUGCAAUUUAUUUAUUUGCUUUUCAAUGCAUACUGAGUUUUAAAACAGUCUCUAUUUUACAAAUAAAAAAAAAUCUGUUUUUUUAGGUCUGCAUUAAUUUUUUUCAAUGGAUAGUCCUACUGAGGAUAUCUAAACGUGCAUAGAAAAGGGUGAAAAUUCCCAUUUAUGAGCUAAAGUAGCCACAAAUAAAUAAAUAAAUAACCUUAAAUGAUUUGUUUUAGAAAUGUUGGACACAUAUACUUUAAGGUACAAUUUAUUAUUAAUUAAUAAGGUUUAAUUUUGGAGAAGAGUAUGAAUAAUCAAAAUAUUUCUAUGACAUUCUUCAUCACUGGUUAGAUAUUGUUUUUACUAUGUGAAGUAAGUGCAAUUCAAGUGAUGCAAUAAUCUGUCAAUCAUUGUAAUAAAUAGUUUGAUUGAAGCUUUUGUGGUAAAUUAUAAGGGUUAUUUUAUAUAAUGCAUAAUAUAGGGGAGGGUAUGUUAGUUUAGCUGCAGGGCCCCAGAUGCGGAUCCCAGGAAGCCUUGGACUGGCCCUGUUUUAUUCAAUGUUUUAAACAUUUGUUGUAAAUAUUAAUUCAUGCUUGAAGCUUAGAUGCUCUAACAGAUUAAUAGUCGGGGCUGUUUGUACAGAAAGAACGACUGUAAAUAUGGAAGCUCCAGAGAUCAAGUUGUAAUUCUCAUUGUGUGACACAUAACAUGAGUAUUAAAACAGUCUAUAUCAGGGCUGUCAUUGUCUGUUUUUUGUUUUUUUCUUUCUCAUGGCUAUUAAAGGUUACUUUAAUCAGAGAUGAAAUGUAAUUCGACAUGGAUCAAAUCUCUCCAUUUAAUGGAGAAUGCUCUGAGGUCACAUGUACAGUUCAGAGAUCCUUUUUACCUUAUUAGAUUCACAACUAAUCCACUGGUGCAAUUUGGGUCACGUCAUAUAUACUGUUUGUGUGAAAGCAUCAUUUCAAAGAUUUGCUGAGCAUGUGAAAGCUGCUCUUGCUUCCUCCAGUUUCAAACAAUAGAAUAUAUAAAUAUUUUCAUUCCUUUUAUUUUU
Cyprinodon tularosa is the source of this 3079-nucleotide messenger RNA. Its product is annotated as G-protein coupled receptor 151. The coding region runs from base 223 to 1359 and encodes 378 amino acids. Gene Ontology annotation, molecular function: G protein-coupled receptor activity. The record is from RefSeq and is a predicted model, not a curated record. Gene Ontology annotation, cellular component: membrane. Gene Ontology annotation, biological process: G protein-coupled receptor signaling pathway. NCBI's taxonomy places the organism in Eukaryota, Metazoa, Chordata, Actinopteri, Cyprinodontiformes, Cyprinodontidae. The transcript has a single exon.